Molecule: messenger RNA, 3122 nt
Organism: Fundulus heteroclitus (mummichog)
Lineage: Eukaryota; Metazoa; Chordata; Actinopteri; Cyprinodontiformes; Fundulidae
Exons: 2
Coding region: 517-1488 (323 amino acids)
Biological process (GO): activation of protein kinase activity; positive regulation of cyclin-dependent protein serine/threonine kinase activity; brain development
Cellular component (GO): cytoplasm; protein kinase 5 complex
Molecular function (GO): cyclin-dependent protein serine/threonine kinase activator activity; protein kinase binding
Source: RefSeq, a predicted model, not a curated record
CAGCGGCUCCGCGUUGCGCGCAUUCAGCCUCCGCUGCUCACACAGAGCGGACCGCAGCAGCAGCUGCUGGACCGGGACCGGCGGGAGUUCGGAUGACACUUUUCUGUCGCUCCCAGGGAAGAUGGAAUGCUUUGAAAGGACUCGGUGAAAGUUUGCGCUUCGGUUUGUGACCAUGGAGCCGAGCCGGUUAAAGUCGCCAGUCCCUGCCGGCUGCCUGUGAGGGACAGCGGGGGAGACAGCAGAACCGAACCGGCUGAACUGAACCGCUUCUGCACACAAUCCGCAUCUUUCUGCCUGGAGCCGCUGUCCCCGCCUGUCACCAGCCGCAGCAGCGCAAUCAGCGCAGUUGUUGCGCUCUUUCUCAGAUCAAGCCCGCAGACUGCGGCAGGAACCGGACAUCCAGAAGCUUCAGUUUCCACAAACACAGCUCUGCUCACCAUGUCGUCUCUCCUCUUUGUGACGUUUGUCGGAUUCUGAACCCGUCGGCUGGACAGAUCUGUGGCGCUCUGACCCACCAUGGGCACCGUGCUGUCUCUGUCGCCGGGCGUUCGGAAGCCCGGCUACUACGACACCCACCCCAGCUCGCUCAGCCACUACCCGAGCCUCAGCAGCCGCUCCCUCAACAGCCAGAAGGACCGUGGCCUGAAGAGAGGCCAGUCCAUCUUCCUCCCGGCGCUGACCUGGAAGCGGCUGGUGGCCUCCACCAAGAAGAAGGGAAACCCUAAGAAGGGCUCCGGAGGCGCCGGGGUCCUCGCCGAGCCGCUGAACAACAACAACAUCUACCAGAAGGACCAUGUGCUGCACCUGAACUGCGAGAAUGUGAAGAAGUCCCUGUCAUGUGCCAACCUGUCCAACUACGAGGGCCCUGCAGGACUGGGUCUGGGUUACGGCCUGGGGAUGGGUCAGGGUCACGCCUACUGCUACAGCAGACCCCAGCAGCUGUCUUCGGUCAAGAAGGUCCCUCAGGGGAGCUCCUCGCCAAAGCGCGUCAUCGUCCAAGCCUCCACCAGCGAGCUGCUGCGCUGCCUGGGCGAGUUCCUCUGCUGCCGCUGCUACCGGCUCAAGCACCUGUCCCCGGCCGACCCGGUUCUGUGGCUGCGGGCCGUGGACCGCUCGCUGCUGCUGCAGGGCUGGCAGGACCAGGCCUUCGUCACGCCGGCCAACGUGGUUUUCGUCUACAUGCUGUGCCGGGACGUGGUGGACGGCGACCUGGUCGGGUCGGAGCACGAGCUGCAGGCCAUCCUGCUCACCUGCCUCUACCUGUCCUACUCCUACAUGGGCAACGAGAUCUCGUACCCGCUCAAGCCCUUCCUGGUGGAGGCGGGGAAGGAGGCCUUCUGGGACCGCUGCCUCGCCAUCAUCGACGCCACCAGCGCCAAGAUGCUGCGCAUCAACGCAGACCCGCACUUUUUUACGCAAAUCUUUGCUGAACUGAAGAGCGAAGGCGGUUGCGGGCCUCAGGACUACAGCCGGGUUCUGGAUCGGUGAGAAGAGGACCUGACAGCCUCCGUUCCCAUAGAUUCCUCUCACACGUUUCAUCGCCUCCGUCCGCUCCACCUGCCCCGUCAGAACCCCCCCCCCCCUUUGGUCCCAACUGUCCCAGCUGCUUCUCUGCAUCUUAAACAGGUCAAAAAGUGGCCGAGCAGCUUUUACUCUGAGUGAUUUAGGAGGUCAGUUAGAGAAAAGGUUCAGAUGGAGACUCGAUCUGUGAAAAGGGACUGACGGGAGCAGCUGGAGGUCCAUGUGGUGUCCUGCAGGGGAGCGGGCGGCGCCUUCUGGAGUCACUUUGCUCCCUAAAUCUGAGGAGAGCGGCAUUGUUGGAGUGGCAGGCAGCCAGGGUCAUCAGCUGUUUGCUCCACCCUUUGUUCCUCACACACACACACACACACACACACGGUAAUAAUAAGAUUAACAGAUUACUGCAGCCCCUCCCAGCUCUGAACCUCAGCCCCCUCCUCUUCCUGCUUCAGCACUUAAACCGGGCUAGACCGGACCGGGCCGAGCAAGUGGUGCGUCUCGUUCUGAUGUAGAGGCACUAAAAGCUUCCAGAGAGCAUCCAUGCAGGGAUGACAGAUGGGCUCGGUGCUGGUUUGUUGCUGCCCGUUCUCAGUUUGUCCCACUUUUUCACCGUUCACCUGAACUGAGACGCUUUCAGGGACAGCCGGCAGAUUUCUGAUCCAUGCCUCAUUUAACUCCCGUCUCCUGGUUAAUCGUCCCCGCUGCCGCCAGGAAUUACUGGCCCCAUGACAAAAAAAUAUAAUUCAUCCUAAAAGCUCAUAUAAUUAAAUAAAUAUUUCUUUUCGGGGGGGCCCUGUCAGUCAGGGGUCCUUGGAAUUGCCCUAACCUUUCCCCCCCCCAUACAACGCCCCUGUGUAGAAACACGGCAAACAUGCUGCAUUUUAAAUUUUUGUUGGAGCUGGACUUUAAAACGUUUAGUUUCAUGAUGCAAGUGAUUUUUAGAGACCUAAACACAAUAAAACAAUUAGAGUUUGAAGGUUACUCACGCAAUGAGUUAGGAAGCCACUAGGGGUCAGACUAGAGCGGCAGCGAAACAGAACACGAAACCCAGAGUAGCUCGUUAACCCUGGUUCUGUUAAAAAAAAAAAAGCACAAAGCUCUAAUAAUCGCGGACGAUGAAGACAUAAGUAAAGUUUUAUUUGGUGAGAAAAAUUUACGUUUCUACUUUAGAUGAAACAGAGAGGCCUUUAUUCAGAUCCUGGAUGUUCUUAUCGUUAACUAAAACUUACAAAAUUACGAAAACUAGAAGUAAAAAAACUUUUAAUAACUGAAAUAAACACAAAAACAAGACCUUGCAAAAGCAAUGAAAACUAACAGAAACUGUAAUAAGUGUUUAUAAAACUAGUUCAAACUAAUUGAAUUUGAAGAGAAAACGUACUUAGUUUUCGUUUGUGUGUCUUUAUCAUAAUACGUUAACUAAUCUCCAGUUGGAGUUUUUGCUUUUUUCGAUCUAUCACAAAACCUAUGAUUGUUUUCUGGGAUUUUGUGACACACAACUGUUUCUAUUUAAUUUCUUUAGUCUUUCCCGUCGUUUGGAAGUUGAAUUACUUAAAAGACUAAAACUAUAACUGAAACUAAUCAAAACUAAACUGAAACUAAGCAUU